This is a messenger RNA of Mycena citricolor, 2943 nucleotides long. NCBI's taxonomy places the organism in Eukaryota, Fungi, Basidiomycota, Agaricomycetes, Agaricales, Mycenaceae. The record is from the annotation of a GenBank genome assembly.
AUGCUGGGCGCUCCUGCUGGACUUUCCCUACUCGCUGUGCUUCUCGCCGGGAACGUCGCUGCAGCCAACGACUGGGAUGUCGCGUGCAACGGUACCUGCACGUAUGACCUUCCCGACGGGGGUGCAAGCAUUUACCUGUCGGGAGCGAGCAACGCCGUGUCUGACCUGACCACCGCCGGUGGAUGGACGACCCUCAGCUGCAAGUCAACCACCAACACCCAAACCAUCCGCACCGUCUGCCAGUCUGAAGCCUGCGAGCACAUCUUUGAAGGUCAAGGCGCGGUCGAUACGGUUGUGCGGCUGCCUGAGACGUGUGGAACGGCGCCCUUCGCUCGCAUCGUCAAUGCGACUGUGGACCCGGACCAGAGCAUCCCUGCAGGUGCCAACGUUUCGUCGAGCCAGGCCGGAUCCACGAUCGGCACUGUCUAUUUGAUUGGCAUAGACGUCGAUUUCGCUGCCGUGAAUCCCCAGGUAACUGGACCCGUGUCUUUCCAAAUGUCGACCAACUCCUCCGACGGUCCGGUAACGAGAAGGGCUAUUACACUCACCCCCGGUUCGACUGUCACUCUACCGGCCAUUAUCGUCGACGAGACAUUCCCGCUUUCUUCGGAGUCGAUUGCGUGCGAUGGAUUCAACGCCUCUGUGUCGACUCAGUUUGGCAUCCACGUGAACGCGUCGGUGACGUUGGGACUCAACAUCGGUGGGACAGUCAUCCCCUCCAACGUUAGCCAGUUCUCGGUCUCUGCGGGACUCGACGGCAGUAUCAUCGGCACGCUGGGUGUCCAAACUACGGCUUCGGGGACAUUUUCGACCGGAAAGAUCGCCCUCUUCACUGUUCCGAUCGCCGGAUACGACAUCCCGGGUAUCUUCUCUCUUGGCCCGUCUUUUACCAUCUACGGACAAGCGGACUUGCAGCUCGGUUCCGAGCUCGACGUUGAGCUCGACCUGGCGUACAACAUUAGCGGAGCACACACCUCCGUCCCCACCCAGAAAAUUGCCCCCGGUGUCACGCCGGCUAAUAGCAACUUCAAACUCUCGGUCGUGCCAGGCCUGGAGGCCAACGCGACCGUCACCGCUAGCCUGAUCCCAGAGCUGGAUAUUGGUUUUGAUGUCUUUUCUGGCCUUGCCUCAGCCGGGGUCUACCUCAAUCUCGAAGCCGAUGCCAUUAUUGGCCUGUCAAACUUCGAUGCCUCCUCGGGCUCUCAGGUGACGGGCAACAACACAUCUGGCCAGGUCAGCGGCUGCAUCGACAUUGACUCGGGCUUCUCCGUCAAUGUCGGCGCCGACGGAUCUCUCUUCAACUUCAUUUCCGGAGGCGUCAACUACGCCCUCUACAACCAGACCUGGGACCUGUACGACCAGUGCUUCUCCAGCGCUGCCAGCUCAGUCCGUCGCCAGGAUGCGAUCAUCGAGGCCGCCCCGACAAAGAGCUUGGAGCGCCGUGACUCCUUGUUUUGUCCCGAAAACCUCCUCGCCCUGGAACGCAUCAUCAGCCAGGUGCUCAAAGCGGUCGGUGGUGGAAAGUCCGGUCGGAGCAGUGUUGAUGUAGCGGAGCUGUCGUGGGGCAAGCAUACCCACAUGGUCUAUGCGUUCGCCGAAACUACCUCGCAGCCGGAUAACAUCACCGUUGAUGCUGGGUCGCUGAAGCGUUUUGUAGCCUCCGCUCGUGUGCAUAACGUCUCUCCUCUUCUUGCUAUCGGUGGCUGGACAUCCUCGCGCUACUUUUUCUCCGCCGUAGAGUCAAUGCACAGCCGCGCGGCAUUCGCAUUCGCAAUCCUGGGUCUGGUCAAGACGCACGAUCUGAAUGGGAUCGAUUUCGAGUGCUCUGGCUCAGAAGGCAUCGGGAGCAACUUCGUGUCGCCGUCCGACUCCGACAGCUUUCUUCUCCUCCUGCAAGAGCUGCGUGCCAAGUCCGACAGCCUGCAGCUUACCGCCGCGGUUGGAAUGACGCCAUUCUCCGGGUCCGAUGGCGCGCCGAUGAGGGAUGUGUUAGAGUUCGCGAAGGUGCUAGAUCGAAUCGAACUGAUGGUGUACGAUGUGUGGGGAUCGACAACGCAUUAUGGUUCUGUCACAUCGGCUGUGCAGGAAUGGACUGGUGCGCAGUUCCCCGCCGACAAGAUAGUCCUCGGCCUCGCAGCUUACGGCCACAGCUUCAGAGUCACGCCGUCGAAUGCGCUCGUGCACAGCCAUCUCGACACCUCUGCCGCUGUCUCUGGAACCACGCCUCCGGGGCCCAACGACACAGACACGAACCCGACCGCUGUCAGUGGAACCUACACCUUUGCGGAGCUCGUCUAGACGGGGUUUCUUGACGAUGAGGGGCACGCGCUGGUGAACUAAGCGAUCGACGCGUGCAGUCGGACGCCGUUUGCGUAGACGAGAAGAAAAAGAUUAUGGUCUCCUACGAUGAUGCAAGCUCUUUCGCGGCUAAAGGACAGUACAUUCUCGAUUCCCAUAUUGCCGGAUUCUCGGUCUGGGAUGUCACAGGCGAUCAUCAGAAUAUCCUGAUUGAUUCUGUGCAUAGCGCAACGGGGUUGGGAGACUGGAAUUUGCUGUCGGUCAUAGAGAUCAACCGACUGCAAUAGAGCAUACACGCAAAACAGAUGUGGCGCUCAUCUGCCUCGCGCUCCACAGCUCGUUGUUGCCGGACGUACAGCAUUCAAUUAACCCGAAAACUAGCCCGUAAGCUUGUUCCGUUGAGAAGUUAGUGUGUAUUUGAGAUAAAUGGAUGGAUGCUCAUUCUUCGUGAGCACUGAAGCUUACCCCGGAAGUAGAUCAAAUUUAACCAUCAAACUUCCGUUUACCAUCGAGAUUGCCAAGAGGUCUUUUUAGCGUUGCGGAGGUGAUUCUAGUGACUUAGAUUGACUUGAAAAUGUGUGAGAUUCGCCUUGAUAUACCUGGAGACUUUCCCUGCUCCAGAAUAAGUACGGAUUCACAAUAGAU